Molecule: messenger RNA, 1851 nt
Organism: Brugia malayi
Lineage: Eukaryota; Metazoa; Nematoda; Chromadorea; Rhabditida; Onchocercidae
Gene: Bma-sel-11
Exons: 10
Coding region: 1-1851 (616 amino acids)
Cellular component (GO): cytoplasm
Source: RefSeq, a predicted model, not a curated record
AUGGCACAUGCAUCAACUUUUGUCUUGACAAUAACAAGUGUUAUUCUUACUUUGCUUACAGUUGGAAAUGCUUUUUUCCAGAAAAAGCAAUUUUAUCCAUCCGUUGUUUACAUUACAAAAAGUAGUCCUUCUAUGGCAGUAAUGUAUGUACAAGGAUUGGUAAUCGCAUAUAUGAUUUUUCAAAUCAUUAGAAAAUUAUUUUUUGGUGAAUUACGUGCUGCUGAAUAUGAGCAUUUAUCGGAGAGAACAUGGCAUGCAAUCAUGGAGACAUGUUUAGCAUUUACCGUAUUUCGUGAUGACUUUUCGCCUCGUUUUGUAAUGCAAUUUGUUUUUCUGCUUUUUAUUAAAUUAUUCCAUUGGCUUAGCGAAGAUCGGGUUGAUUUUAUGGAACGAAGUCCAAUUAUAACUGUAUUGUUUCAUUGCAGGAUGAUAUCAUUACUUGCCUUUUUGAGUGCUCUGGAUAGUUAUUUUAUAUCACAUGCAUAUUUCACAACACUUGUUCGUGGCGCAUCUGUUCAAAUUGUAUUUGGAUUUGAGUAUGCGGUAUUAAUGACAGUUGUUCUACAUGUAACUAUUAAAUAUAUUUUGCAUAUGCAUGAUUUACGAAAUGUACAUCCAUGGGAAAAUAAAGCAGUUUAUUUGCUUUACUCGGAACUUCUUAUCAAUUGCCUACGUUGCAUUUUAUAUAUUAUUUUUGUGGCCGUAAUGAUACGUUUGCAUACUUUUCCAUUGUUUUCCAUACGUCCACUUUAUCUUACAAUUCGAGCAUUCCAUAAGGCAAUUAAUGAUGUGAUACUUUCAAGACGUGCGAUCCAUGCUAUGAAUAAUCUAUUUCCACUAGCUACCGAACAAGAUCUAUUGCAAGGAGAUAAUACAUGUAUAAUUUGCCGUGAAGAGAUGACACCAGUUAGUGGAGCCAAGAAACUACCAUGUAAUCAUAUUUUUCAUGCAAACUGUCUUCGUUCAUGGUUUCAACGACAGCAGAGUUGUCCAACUUGUCGUACUGAUAUUUUAGCACAACGGAGGACAACACCAACAACACCUGCAGCUGAAGGAGCAGCUGUACCUGCAGCUGGACCUGCUCAAGCACGACCAAAUGGAGGAAUUCAACCUGCAAAUAAUGGUGGUGAAAUUCCAAAUAUGUUUCCGUUCAUGGCUCAAUUCGCUUUUCCACAGCAUCCACAACAGCAACAACAACAGCAACCGCAAGCCGGAACAAGUACGAUUGGUCAACGGAAUGAUGAUGGUAGUAGCGUACCGCAGAUGCCACCUUCUGGUAUCGGUUCCAAUAUGCCUCAAUUUCCAGCUACACCACCAGGAUUUCCAUUUAUGGCAAUACCACCAUUUAUGGUACCUCCGGUAUUUCCAUUUCCACCGGUUCCUAGUUUUGCCGGUUUAACAGACGAAGAAGUUGCUGCAAUGGAAGGAACAGAACGAGCUGCUGUUGAAGCACGUAUCAAUUGUAUUCGUAAUAUUAGUUUAUUGUUGGAUGCAGCUACCAUGCAACUACAACAAUAUAUGAGUAUUGUACAGUCAUUGAGCAUUCCGGCUUAUACAACUGCAACAACAACAAAUGUGGAUGCAGCAACAACAGCAGCAGAAACAACAGCAACGGCAACAGAAACAACAACAUUACCUAAGACUGCAGCAAAAUCUUCGACUAUUGACGAAAAUUCCGCUCAUGGAUUAUCAUCUGAUGUGCCAGUAGCUAGUUCGAGUAAUAUUAAAAUUAAAUCAGGUAAAGAUCAACCAACAACAGCUAAUGAUAACACAACAUCAGUUUGUUCUGCAUCAACGACUGAAUUGGAUGAAAUUCGACAACGAAGGCUUCAAAAAUUUGAUCAUGAAUAA